Molecule: messenger RNA, 3087 nt
Organism: Symsagittifera roscoffensis
Lineage: Eukaryota; Metazoa; Xenacoelomorpha; Acoela; Convolutidae
Product: protein SSUH2 homolog
Exons: 5
Coding region: 27-1364 (445 amino acids)
Source: RefSeq, a predicted model, not a curated record
UAGUUGAAUUUAGUUUUGAUUGUUGAAUGGAGCCUCCUAGCUACGAAGAAUCCCUGACUCACUCGCCCUACAUCGGAGGAGCUUCUGACACUUCAUAUGCGCAGCCGCCAUCAUUGCCAUAUCCAGGAAGAGCUCCACAAGGAUUGGUAUGUCCUCCGCCAUUAACAGUGACAAAUAACCAACCUUCGUCUUCUGGUGCGCAAGCGCAGACGCCUUCAACUGACCCUGAAGCUGCAGACUUUGAAGUUGUGAGCUUCAACCCAGUAGCCGGUGUGACUAUCGGUGAUAGUUCACCCUAUUUUUAUCCGUCUGUGGCUCCAACAGCUCCACCUGCGCCUGCAAACUAUGGUCCUCAAGCAGAGCCAAAAGCUACUUCAAAUGGAUAUCAGCAAACAUCAUCAUCUUGUUUUCCUCCCGCGGCCUAUGCUCUACCGCCAUUUGACAAAAGCUACUACAUGAACAUUAUCACGGAGGAACAAAUUCUCAAUUCGUUCGACGAACAUGUCAAAAAGAAAAGCUGGUUCUUCAACCGACCGAAAAAUCCACGCCGAUUCGUAUCCAUCAAAAGUUUCAUAGUCGACUUCAGAUUGAGAUACAAAUUGAGCACAUAUGUCGAGAGCCGCUCUUUUGUGACGAAGACAGAGAAAGUGUAUGGCAGGAAAAUGCCCCAAGUGGCCAAUUGUCAGCCCAGCAGUGAUCUGUGGUCGUACGAUCUGAAACCAGAUUCGGAAUUUUGGAAAGGAAACAAGGAAAAGGUUAUCCAGCAUACAGUUGAGAAAUGCGACAAGUGUUUUGGACUGAUGCGGAAGAAGUGCUUCGCCUGUGACACUAGUGGAAAGGUCACGUGUUUUCCCCAUAAUGUUCAAGGCACGUGUGUGAGGUGCAAUGGUAGCAAUUUGAUUACUUGCGUCCAUUGUCAAGGAAUGGGUUCCGUGAAGUGUGACAAAUGCGAUGGAAAUGGUGCUAUGAGACUGAUCAAAUCAGUUGUGGCCCAAUACGAAGUGAAAGAGGGGUUCCAUUUCGAAGGCGAAAAAGUGGAGGUGCCGCAGAAGAAGCUAGAAGGGGUAUCGGGGGGAGUUAACAUGUACACUUACGAAAGCCCUCCCCCUAUCCAGCCGCUGCCUCCUUACAGUGGAUCGACAACCAUGAAUGAAUCUGCUAUGAAUUUGCUGCGCGAACAUUAUGAUAAGUUCGUACAAGCUAGCAGAGAGUCGGCACGUGUUUUAAAGCAGAAACAGAGCUUGAUUGCCAUUCCAGUUACGACUGUUGAGUUGGUUUAUAGAGGAAAACACUACAAAUUGUGGAUUUAUGGCACAGAAAUGUCUAUUCAUUGCCCAGCAAUGGAUGCGUGUUCAAUUUUGUAAAAUAAAUAUUCUUUCAUAUCUAUAAACAGUUCAGUUGUCUCCUAAUUUAUAAUUAGGAGUGGUAUCAUAUCAGUUUUCAUAGAAAUUUUACAAUUUAAAUGAUUGGCUUUGAAAAAAAGAAGAUUGUAUCGUAUGGAGAUAUGGAUUUUUUGGAUCACGCAGAGAUUGUUUUGAUUAUCUUAAAUUAAAAUAAUUCUUUCUCAUUGGGGUGAACUAUAUUAACUGAAUGCACUAACUAAGAAUUACACGAAUUCAAUCCGUGAUUAUCAAUUUGUGAUUUAUACUGUUGAAAGAAUUAUCAGCUCAGAAAAUUUCGAGAGAAAACAAAACCUUAAUUUUGACCGCUCUUCUGUGAAAUUGUCAGCCUUUGAAAUUUGGAUAAUAGUGGAAUUAUUAAGCAAUAAUUUUUUUCCUGUUUUUGAUAAUCUGUCUUCGAUUCGUUUGAAAUUAAUUCGUAUUCUGGGUGCCAUUCGAUUUGUUUUAAUUAUGGACUAUUUUGCGUUGUCAUUCCUUCAAUUCAUUUGGCUGUAUGCGGUGCUAGUUAAAGCUGUAAAUAUGAACAUCAUCAACGCUUGACCGUUUUAGUUUUAGCAAUGUUUUACUAAGAGAACAUUACUGGUUACUCUUAGUCGUAAGUUACCUCUUAACUCUCCCCGUAUGUUGUACUUGGGUAGUCUUAGACCGGCUAUGUCAUAAAUUAUUGUUAGAAAUUAGAAUUAAUUAAAUAAGCAUAAAAUGGAUAUACCCGGUAGUAUAAAUAAAUUAAUUAAAUAGCAAAUCCUUAUAUUGCCAAUGGGGUGGGGAAACUAAUCUUUUAAACCGUUUUUAUUUACCAUACUUAUACUGGGUUAAUGAUUGUGCGAUGAAGUGUAGUCACUGGUUGCUGAUUAUUUGGUUUUUGAUAAUCUUUGUCCGAUCUCCGGGUUCCGCUGCCUUUUCUUGAUUUUUGUCUCGAAGUUUGAGAAAAAGUUAGCACAUUUUUAAGUCUUCUCAGAAUAAAUCAACUGUCUGCUAUGAAGCUCUGCCGAUUUUAAGUCGCUUUCUUUCUUUACACUUGCGAAGCGAGUGUAUUAGUACGAACCUUCUUUUUUUCCAACCUAAGUCAUAAAUUUUUGUGCCACUCUUGGGUGUUAGCAAAGUUAGUGUGGAUGCCUUCAGUUUGUUAUAUUCCAAAUUGUUUCAUGCAAAAUUGAGUCUAUUUGUUUUUGGUGCCACUUUUGCUGUACGGCAUUGUCAAGUUCUUUGCAUAUGAAGCUGCUUUAUUCGUGACUAGUGUUUGUCGGUUGUUAAGCUUGUGUGGCUGAGUGGAUAGUGCGUGAGACUCAAAAUCUAUUGAUAGCAGUAGGUCGCAGAUUCGAAUCCUACGCGUAGACGAGUUUUCGCUACUUCGAGGCUUAUUUCUACUUUUCUUAUUUUACUUGAUAGAGCUGGUUUUUGGUCGUGUUCCUGCAAGUGUUUGCGAAGCACAGCUUUGCCUCGGUGUAAAAAUUAUCCAUAAAUUCUACGACAAAAUUAUCUAGUCAGAUUUUGGAGUUAUAACUUUGCCCAGCAACAUGUUUUCUCAGCAGCAAGGCAUCAAUAAUUCGCAUUCCAACAUUCCCACAUCUUUGAGAACUCACUUUGUUUUAAUUAAUUGAAAUUGAAAUUUUUUUAUAUCUGAUGCCAAUAUUCAUUCUAUUUUUUGCUUAUAUUUCAGUUAAUUAAAUUUAGUCUUAGACAUUUU